Monomorium pharaonis (pharaoh ant) is the source of this 3370-nucleotide messenger RNA. RefSeq names its product mucin-5AC. NCBI's taxonomy places the organism in Eukaryota, Metazoa, Arthropoda, Insecta, Hymenoptera, Formicidae. Bases 57 to 3122 code for a protein of 1021 amino acids. The transcript is spliced from 8 exons. The record is from RefSeq and is a predicted model, not a curated record.
GGGCUGUCGCCGAGGACGGAGCACUACGUGCCGCUGACCACCUGCCACCGGAAAGCAUGGAAAUAUCCAAGAGUCUGUUCGCAGAGAUCCUCGCCGUGCAACAGAAACUGCAUAGCGCGAUACUCGAGCAUCAGACAAGCGUGGAAAAGCUGAAGAAUGAUCCAAAUAACCAAAGCAUUCUCGGCCAGAUAAAGAAAAUUCAGGUGCACAUCGUAACUUUGGGAAAAUGCCAGAAUCAGAUCGUGCAGCGGCUGCGCAAAGAGGUAGAGUCCAAGGCAGACAACGCGAACGGAUCGAAAAUUUCUAUCCCGUCUCUCCUCGGCCUGAACAACAACAAUCACAUUACGAACAAUAAUGAAACGAAGCAUGAAGCGGCCACCAAUGGUUUCGAGACGAAGGAGGACUACGAAGAAGUUGUUAGGAAUGGCGAUGUUCAUGGUUCACAAGAUAACGAUUGUGCGAAGCUACGUCCUAGCUCAGUGGAAACUGUCUCUGGCGAAGAUGAAGAUAUCGUUGAGGUGUCGUUGGAUGAGAAUUCUGAUGACAAACAAGAAGUCCAAAAGGAAGAGGACAUCGAAUCGCCUGAAAAAUACGACUACCUGUAUCGCCUCGGGCUUAUUACCAAGUCCAAAUGCAUAGAGCUACAGAACAGAAGAGUAGAAAGAAAACGUCGUAGCACAGCGAAUCCGCAAUUCGUGUACUCCUUGUUCGAGCAACCAUCCAAGCGAAAGAGGUACUCGUAUUUACAAUCUGGAAAUGCACCUCACACCCGACAGACCACCGCACGUAUCAACGGCCCGUCGCCACCACCUAGCAAAACUCAGUCAACCAAAUCUACCUCGCCACCAGCGCAAACGAUAACGAAGUCGUUGAUCCCAGUCCAAAAAUCCACUACCAGACCAAAUAUCCUCAGAAACGCGGACAGCAAAGUCUUCGUCAAUAAAAAUAAAACGGAAGACAAUCAAAUGCAAUUGUCCAUACCUAGUGCCAAAUCUGUUCAGUCGAUGAAUAACAAAGCUGUUCACAUACCUGGAUUGCCGUCUAGCUUGACCAUUGAAAGGAUUGGAAGUGACUCUAUCGUGUGCAUCUGUUGUGAAAAUCCAGGUUCGUUAACAACAUGCAAGAAUUGCUCAAGUAACUAUCACAUUUCGUGUCACAUCCGAUCAUCGCCGCCAUCCAGAAUUUGUCCAAAAUGUACACUAGCAAUGGAUGAAGAAGAAGAUACCGAAAAAGAUGAAGUAGGAGAGAUCAAGGAAGAGAUGGAAGACGACAACAAAUUGCUACGUUACAAAAAGGACGAAAAAUUCGCUACAACAGCGAACGCGUCAGGAUUUACUGGCAAAGCAAGAGAAAACUCAGAGAUCUAUAAAGCGCCUAGUGGACUUUAUAAAAUUGAUCCAGCUCAGAAAAAACACAUCUUCUCCACCGUCUUCGGCAUCAAUCAGCUGCCUGCCUCAACCUUCCUCAUCCCGAUCACCGCGAACAAUGUCUCCGCCUCAAACGUCAGUCAGUCAGAGGACAAGCUCGCCUCGGUCUUCGAUACCGAAUACCGACAAAACAUCAUACAUCGCAACCAUCACAUCGUCAGUCACCACUCACGGCCGAACAUCACCUACAUCCAAGAAGAGGUGUCCCACUCCUAUCAAUUGCCAAGUACCACCAGUAUCCAGCCAGAAAAACAUCAAUCAUAUUUCAUUAUCAAAAAAAUCACCGAAUCAAUUGGAAGGUCCAAUCAGUCUCCUAGCAGUGAAACCGAAGACGAAUACCGCUCCACAACCAACAUUUUCAACCACCAAUUGCCGACCAGUAGUUGCAGCGCUACCAUUCAAUCCGGUCUCCAUCCCGUCAUCACCUAUUCCCUGUUCCACGAUCGUAACAACCGUAAGAAACAAACCAAUCGUGCAGUCUCACUCCAACCAAUAUCAAAAUUGUCAAAUUCUCUUUACUCCAUCUCGAACGACUAUCAGCUGGACCGAGCAACCUUCAAUGGCAAGAAGCCCUGGGCCAAACUCACACGCGGCAAGCUCUGUAUCAAUCAAUCAACCAGACCAACAGAAAUCUUAUUGUCUUCUUGCGACGACGUCGAAAAUAACGGCAACGAACAGCAACGGCCAAGAUCAACCGGAUCAGCAGAAGAAGCAGCUGCAGCGAAUCUCGAUGGUUAUAGCAAACACCGAUCAAGAAACUUCAUCCACUCACUGUUCCCAGGCCAUAACAAGUCCAAUACCAUCACCAGUUGUGCACGCGAGUCACGAGGCGUCCGCGCAAACGACCGAGACUGUCCGCUCUUGCGACAACAGCUCUGUCGUGAGGAACACGAACUGGAAUUGCGCGAGCAGCCAGAAGGCAAGCCAACAGCAGCAGUCCAGCUCCAGCGGCACGCUCUCACGCGAUUCUUCGAGCACGUGAAAUUGGAAGAAGCGCAUAUAUCAGCGCCACUUAGAACAAAGCUAGCACACAAGGAUGAGGUCGACGAUGACGAUGAUGACGAGGUUGCCCGGGAGGACGAGCAGUACGAUGACGGUCGUACCGUUGCUGAAGCUCCACUGUUGACAGCGUGCGAUGUGGAUGACGAUCGCAUGGUCAUUCGCGUUCCUUGGCUAACCGACGACUCGGAAAAUGCUUGCGACGGCGACAAUAUCGCGAGCAAAGCACCCGUUCGUCGUGUUUCGGAUGCAGCCUCGACGCAAUCUGGCAAUUACAUCGGUUACGAGCUCGUUCGCGUUGAUUCACGAUCAUCGGCGGAGACUCGACGACAUUCGGCAGAGCGCGAGGAUGAUCAAUCGAUGACAACGACAACGACGGCGACAGCGGCAGCACUGCGCAUCGCACAAAGCAAUCUUUCGGAGCUCCGUAACGAGGUCUCAGUUCCUGACGAUAAGGCUGAUACCGAGAAACAAGACUUACCCAGUGGUGGGCGAUUGAGAAGCAGAAGCAAUAGCAGUAGCAGUAGUAGCAGUGGCCACAGCGAUACUCCAGAGCAAGCGAUGAACGUGAACGAUCUUACGAACGAUUUUAACAUGCUGACUAAGAUGGGUCUCGUUUCUCCGGAAGAAAGGGACGAGGAGUUAGAGCAAGUCGGUGACGAAUCGGCGAGUGAGGCUGACGCCGCCACUGGUUAGACAUAGUUAGAUUAAUUAUGCGUUGACAUUAAGGCUCCUGAUUUUACGCUGAAUUACGAGCACGAUUCAGCACUGAGGAAUCAUGGGAACGAUUUUCUUGCACUAUACAGAAUAAAUUAAUUUUUUUUCAUCUGUUGCGUACCUCACGUAUAGUGUGUAUUGGUAAAAACACUUUGAAAACUCUUUUGUUUCUAACAAAACAUAAAUACGCGAACAAUGGAAUCAGUAUGUUCUAUAUUUAGCGAAAA